CUCGAGCGUCGACGCGAUCCUCCCCCUCGCUCGCUCGUCAUUUGCUCCGCGCUCCGCGAUGCGCCUUCCUCCGUGAGCAACUGGUUGCUCCCGCGGUCCCGCUCCUCUCGCGGCCGUCCUCCCUUCGCGCGGAACAUUCCGUGAACUUUAAAACAAUCAACGUCCGUAUUUCGGCCUCUAGUAAGCUUUACAACCUCUUCCUGUAAGUCCUCGGAGUUUUAAAUUGCUCGAAUUCGCUCCCAAAUUUGGAUUCGAUAACCUAGUUCAAGAUUCCGUGGUUUGCGGGUUGCAUAACUUUUACUGAAUUGUAUGCAUUGCAUAUUGCAUAACUUCGAAUUUCCUUGUGCUGCGGAUUGCAUAACUUCAAGUUCGCCGAAAUUCUCAUAGUAGUUGUGAAAUACAGUCGUUCUUGAUAAUCACCCCUGGUUCUGCGGCCUUCAUCCAGUUUUCGAGGCGCCACGAACCUCAGCCUUGACCAGAAAUAACGGAAAGCUAAGACUCAUUUCUCCUCAACAAGUCUACUGUUUCUCAACUUGAAAUAAAUUCGGAUUUCGCAGUCAGUUCAUUGUGAACCCUUCAGUUCUCGCACGGAAGCAAUUUAUUCUCGGGGCCAUCUCCAAGAACGAAACCUCUCGCGGUCGGGUCAGUUUCCCGCUCGGCAUUCACCCAGACCAUCGACAAUGUCCCCCUCCCUCGGAUCGGAACCGACUGUUCUCCCGGUGUGAAAAUGUGCUCCAGUGAAUCGAAGCGUUCCCGACGGAGGUUCCCGGGACCUCCGCUCAUAAUUUUCCUGCAAGUCCUGAGAUGAACGCGGAGUGAAUCGCCGUUAUAAAAAUGUAAAUCCGCCGAGAGAUAAUUCCCCUAGCCGUAGUUCGUCGCUUCAAAUUCUAGAUCGCGUUAGUGACCCGCUUUUCUUCCGUCUCCCGUCCUACGUCUGUCCCCAACCAUGAUUCCGACCAACGUAAUGUCUUUCAUGAAAAAGAUGGUCACCAACGAGGGAGGUACCACUGGCGCUGAUCAGACGGGUGACACAACUCUGAGCAAGCUCCGGCAAACUCUUUCGUCCAGUCUAAUGACCGCUCAAGAUAAAGUAACUAAGUUAAACACAUCCAGCCGUCCGGCGGACUUGCCGGUUUCAUCACCCGAUGAUAAAACACAGACGCCCACACAAGAGGCCACCGAGGAGACAGCAUCCACAUCAUCGAGCAGCACCGCACCACCAGCCAAGGAGAUGGGGAGCAAGGAGGGGGUGUGUCGCGUCUGCCUCAAAGUUUUCAAGCGGGAGGAUAUUCAAAUGAUCUGCUGCGAGUGCAAUCUCAAAGUCUGCGAGGACUGCGCCUCCUACUCCGAGCUCCGCGAGAACGUCGAGAAAAACACGUGGCGGUGCAGCGUGUGCAAGAUGAAGAUCCAGAACCGGACGCAGCCGAUCCUGACGCAAGACUCGACGGACAGCAACCUGGGCGUGCCGUGCGUGGACACGCUGCAGCGACGUCAUUCGGACGUCAAGAUCGGCUCCUCGAGCUCCGGCGGGGCCGGCGGUCUCGGCUCCGGCCUCGCCCCGCCCCGCUCCCCGGAGCUCCGCAGGCACUCAGACGUCUCGCCAGCCUCGCUCAAGGAACUAGAGAAGACUGUUCUUAAAGUAAAUAGGGAAAGGGAAUUACAACAGUGGGGUCCAAAAGGCCUUGGUGGAAAUAGUCCAUCGAUAGAACGAAGAGGGCUGCCAGGUGACCUGCGACAACAGCCCAAAACCUCACAAAUGAACCUAGGUGGCGUUUAUUUUGCAGAUAACGAAAUGGAGGGGGAGGACGGUGAUGACCCGGAGAGCAGAUGGCGGCGGGGCGGCGACAGGGUGAUGCAGAAAACGAGGCGGAAAUCCCGGGUCCAGAAACAGCACAGCUACGACGACGAGGUUAAAAACAACUCAACGCCAGGUGCCGCCACCAUCGGCAACGACAUCGGUCUAGGCCUUCCCGCUCAACUGCCGCGUCGGGCCUCGGCGUACGACGUCUACCAGGCCGGGGGCAUAAUGGGCCGCAUGGACCCUGAGCGACGCCGAUCAUCUUUCAGAGUUCCCACAGCCGUCGAGGCCGAGGAACUUGCAAAUGCCGCCCAUAUGCAAUCAACAGAUCCCUCUAGUUUAGGUCUAGACGAAGAAAGGAAAACCCGGAGAAGGGGAUCUCAGCUGCCGGAUCUGGCGGCGAUCAAGGCUGGUCUUCCGCAGGCGCUGAGCCGCUCCUCGAACCCGGCGCGGUCCUCGGGGCCGGACGAGGAGGCGAUCCGGCGGCAGGCGUCCGUUUCCGCGGCGGAGGACAUCAAAAUUGUGAUACAUGACGUAGACUGUGAUCAACGCUCCAAUUCCAAACGGCGGCUCGUCCUCAGGCGCGAUCCCGCCGACCAUACGCGAAGGACUCGAGGUUUUGGAAUGCGAGUGGUAGGUGGUAAGAUGGGGUCCGACGGAAGACUGUUCGCAUACAUCGUGUGGACGGUACCCGGUGGUCCAGCAGAAAAAGCAGGAUUACAACAAGGAGACAAGGUUCUGGAGUGGAACAACGUGGCGCUAACAGACCGGAGUUUCGAGGAGGUGUGCGCCGUGAUGGACCGGACGGGGGACGUGGUGGAGCUCCUCGUGGAGCACGGCGCCGACCUCCGCAUGUGCGACCUCCUCGACGAGCCCAUGCCUGCCUCCCAACGCAAGAACUCCGGAUACAACAUGCAGGGACUCACUCUAGAAAACGAAGCCGACAAAUCACUGGCCUCCCCGACGCGACGGAAGUUACCAAAAACCCCGGAACAACUGGCCAAGGAAAAACAAGUGAGCGGGCGCAUCCAGCUGCAGGUGUGGUACCACGACGAGAAAAACGAGCUGGUUGUCUCCAUCCUCGCAGCCGAUGAUCUGGCGCCCAGAGAGGAGGGCAAUUUCGGAUCAGCGCCUGAAGCCUAUGUUCAACUACGGGUAUUGCCCAUAACAGGUGAGCAAAACGCAGUGAAGACUGAAGUAGCGGAGCCGUCCCAAAAUCCGAUUUGGAAUACGACACUUGAACUGUCCAAUGUCACUGGUGAACAACUCAUGGACAAAAUGGUCGAGGUCACCUUAUGGGAUCAUCGCCCGGACAAGGAACAAGUAUUCUUAGGCGAAUGCACUGUAGAUCUCCAGAAAGCCCUUCUGGACGACAGACCUGUCUGGUAUCGUCUGGAAGAUCCCAGGCAAAUCAGGAGUGGCCGUUCGCCGAGGGGAUCCCUCGUUUCCGAAGUCACCCAAAGACUGAUCAAUAGAAACAAUAGAUCGAUAUCAGAGGAUCGAGACAGUGAGGAUCUCGGGGACGGCUAUAGUUUCCUGCACCCGGACCACGCCUACGCGGGCAACUCGCGGCGCGGCUCCAGCCAAUCGGAGCAGCUCGAGGUGGAGACUUACCAGCUCAACAAAGACUUCUCUAGGUCUCUCCCCGGCUCCCGAAGGAGCUCCUUCCAAUCCGCCCAAGAAAAAGCAGAAAACGAUCUGCCACCCUCAAGUUACGUGAGCAAAAGCAGACGACGAAGCUCUUGCACUCCAAGGCAAGACCCUGACGAAAUUUUACGAAAUUUGAAAGCUGUAAAAGGUGAACUGUUGGGCCGCAGCAUGAGCAUAUGUGGUGGCGAUAAGCGACCCUACAGGCGAGGACGGGACGGGAAAGUGAGGAAAAGCUCUUGUGUCGCAGAAAUGAGUGAAACAGCAUCCAGAAUGAACGACUAUUCUGAUGACGACGACAGAAACCAGCUGGAUUUGAUCAACUUGGGGCCUGGCCAAAUUUUACCUCGUGGAUACCGCGCUUUCUGUGAUGGCAAUUUACGGCUGAAGUUGGGACUGCUCAUGACAAAAGGACAAUUAGAAGUAGAAGUUGUAUGCGCUAGUGGCAUCGAGUCCGAAGACAAUCCACCAGACACGUACGUGAAGACGUACCUGCGCGACAACGACCGGUGGCUGCAGAAGCGGAAGACGCGGGUGGUGCGGCACUCGUGCGAGCCGCAGUACCGGCAGACGCUCAAGUACUCGGCCUGCGACGUCCUCGGGCGGACCCUCCUGGUCAUGCUCUGGGAGCGGCAGAAGGGCUUCGAGCACAACCAGGGCCUCGGCGGGGCCGAGGUCUCCCUGGACCAGCUCAAGCUCACCCAGCUCACCCAGGGCUGGUACCCGCUCUUCCCCAUCCAGACCCUCGGAUCCGACUCCAACGAUUCGCCUUGACUCCCGACCGGACUCCGAGCUCUACGCGCCCUCCCCAGACACGUUUCCAACUCCCGCAAUAUCCCGUUUUCCGGAACUUUUGAGAUUUUCACCAGACUUGCUGUAUUCCUGGAACUUUUGCACGUACUCGAAACUUUUGUAAUUUUCUGGAACUUAUUUUACCUGGGACUCAUCGUGCUUACCGGAACUUUCCGAAAUAUUUGCAAUAUCCCGAAGAUUUUGCGUUUUCCAGAGCGCUUGCAUCAUUCUACAACUUUUUUGAUUAUUUGACAUUUUGCAAUAUCCUGGUAGUAGAAGGAUUUUCUCGAACUUUUGUAACAUUUAAAAAUUUGUUGAUUUUCCGGAAAUUUUGCAUAAUCCUGGAACUAAUUUACACUGGUA
This is a messenger RNA of Bemisia tabaci, 4600 nucleotides long. Lineage: Eukaryota; Metazoa; Arthropoda; Insecta; Hemiptera; Aleyrodidae. The record is from RefSeq and is a predicted model, not a curated record.